This is a messenger RNA of Plectropomus leopardus (leopard coralgrouper), 6007 nucleotides long. RefSeq names its product SRY-box transcription factor 13 (gene sox13). The record is from RefSeq and is a predicted model, not a curated record. Gene Ontology annotation, biological process: cell fate commitment; regulation of transcription by RNA polymerase II. Gene Ontology annotation, molecular function: DNA-binding transcription factor activity, RNA polymerase II-specific; RNA polymerase II cis-regulatory region sequence-specific DNA binding. Gene Ontology annotation, cellular component: nucleus. Lineage: Eukaryota; Metazoa; Chordata; Actinopteri; Perciformes; Serranidae.
UCACGUCCACUCCUCCCGACCAGGAUGGUUGAGCCCAGCCCUCCAGCACUGCACCUCCUCUCUGGCGGGGAUGUCAGCAUGGCGUGUGUUGGUGUCAAAGUAGAACAGGAGGAAUCCGGCGGAGGGGGUGGUGUCAUUACCAAUGCUGAACCUCCUAAGACGUCUCCCUCAUGUGAUUGGUCAGGGAAUCAUCCACUGGAGGCCCGCCAGUUGACCCCACCGCUCUCCCGCUCCCCUUCGGAGGGCUCUCCAGGUAAGGAGCUGCCUCAUAGGCAAAGCCCUAUGGGACUGAAGGAGGCCAGGACACAUGAUAGACCAGAAGGACAAUCCAACUUCAAAGAAGUAAUGCCUACCAUUGAGAAGCUGCUGAAUGCUGACUGGAAGGAGAAACUUCUGGAUAAAAGCACAGUGGGGGCAGGACAACUGAAAGGUACCCCAGAGGCUCUGGCAGAGAAGGAGCUCCAGUUGUUGAUGAUGAUCAAUCAGCUGAGCGGUCUGAGGGAGCAGCUACUGGGCGCCCACUCUGAGCAGAGGAACAUGGCCGCCCUGCUGCUGGAGAAACAGCAGCAGCAGAUGGAACUUGCUAGACAACAGCAGGAACAGAUCGCCAAGCAACAGCAGCAGCUGAUCCAACAGCAGCACAAGAUCAACCUGCUACAGCAGCAGAUCCAGCAGGUGAACAUGCCCUAUGUGAUGAUCCCUGCUUUCCACCCCAACACCCAGCCCCUCUCGGUCACCUCUGACCCCCAGAUGACCUUGCCACUGCAACCGAUCCCCUGCAAGCCAGCUGUGGACUAUCCCAUGCCGCUGCUGCCAAACCCUCACCACACCCCUGUCAAGAGGAGCAGUGGUUCCUUCCGACAGGAAGCCAGUCAGCCCUUGAACCUGACCUCCAAGCCAAAGGGGCUGGAGCUGGGGAAAACACCCAGUCCGCAGAGCCUGGAGCUGGGAUCGCUGGCACUGCAGGGGGCCUACAGGUCCAGAGAGCUCCAGAGGGAAGUGUCCCACAGCCCGCCACGAUCUGCCCUCAGUUUCCUUGGAGACGGCGAUGUGGUCACCCAGGCCAUCCAUGAUGCCCAGCAGCUCCUGAGGGGCCACAGCACCGGAGGACGAGAUAGAGACAGGGAGAGAGAGAGAGAUGGUGGCGGAAAGAUGGAGUAUAAAGAUUCUCCCCGCAGUGAGAAAGUUUCUCCCUCCGAGCGCAGUGAAGACAGACACGGCCUGAUGUCCACUGAGGACCACCUCAGCAGUGACUCUGAGGGUACCCUGCCCGUCUCAGUUCCAGGGUACUCCGAGGCCCGGCCCCCUCCUUCCUCGGGCCACAUCAAGAGACCCAUGAAUGCCUUUAUGGUGUGGGCCAAGGACGAGCGCAGGAGGAUCCUGCAGGCUUUCCCUGACAUGCACAACUCUUCCAUCAGCAAGAUCCUGGGCUCCAGAUGGAAGGGCAUGUCCAACCAGGAGAAGCAGCCUUACUAUGAGGAGCAGGCGAGGCUGAGCAGGCAACAUCUGGAGCGCUACCCUGACUACAAGUACAAACCGCGGCCCAAAAGGACCUGCAUCGUGGAGGGACGGAGGCUGAGGGUCGGCGAGUACAAGGCCAUGAUGAAGAACCGCCGGCAGGAGCAGAGAGCAACCUACACGCACAGUCAAACAGAACCACAGCAGAUCCACUACUCCCACAGUGAUGGCCAGUACCCAGGCAGCACCAGCUCGGUCUCGGUAGCAGCCAUGCCCUUUCACCCUCGUUACUGGAGCACUACCUGCCGCAGGUGCCACCUACGCUGCGUCGAGCAGAGGGCCAGGCCACGCCUACAACCCUGCCCAGAGAGAGGGAGAGGGAACGAGAGAGGGAGAGGCCUCCGUACAGUGAAGGAGAGGAAAGUGACGGGGGAGAAAGGAGCGAGGGGGAACUGGUGCUUCUUACAGACUGAAGGGGAGGGAGGUGGGAGAGGGAAAAAAAUGGAGAGAUGAGAGGGGAGGGGUAGCUGAGGAGGAAGGGUGCUUUUUGUUGACUUACAGUCAGAGAAGAAGAACGAUGAGGAUGGACAGGGGAAACGGGAGUUGUCACUGAAUGAGAGAGUUGCUCCUCUGUUAGGCAAAUGUGAAGAGAAGUGAGAAAAUGUCAUAUGCACUCCCUUGUAAAAUAGUUGUUUUCAGUGAAACCCUGCCUCACACAUGCACACACACACACACACACAUACACACACACACGCAGGCACAAAGGCAAGCUCUUAUCUUUAUCAUUUCCCCUCAUAGACAUGUCAUCAGCUGCUUUGUUUUUGAGUAAAGAAGUCAUGUUGAAGUUUAUCAUUUUAAUCCCUUAUGCUUCUUGUUUCCUCCCAUGUAGACUUUCGGCACCACAGGGAUUCGAUUCAUUGGAAUAGAGUCUCUGUUUUCACCUGUUGGGCAGCUGAGUAACGUCUCUGGUUGAAGCAACAGGCUGGUGAUGGAGCUGUAUGUUAACAGUAUGUCAGUCCUGCCCCCUGCUGGCAAAGGCUGGUUACUACAUACAAACACCCAGAGAGGUAGUAUUCUAACAGAAAGUAUUUCACAGUUGAUAACGCUGUUGCAACACAGACUGUCAGCUAAAAUAUUACAAGUAACCCACUAACUGUAAGUCAUGGCUCAGGUUGUCUUGAAAGCGUGCCACCUGAAAUUUGGCACGUUACAAUCUUCCAAUUAAAAUCUGAUCUUGAAGAAAGACUGAGGGGGAAAUAGAGAAGUUGAAGGUGUUUUUCAGCAUUUUAGUAUAGAGUGCUUAAGGAAUGAAACCUAGAAAUUGGUUAGCAUUUUAGCACUCUUUGUUUCCUAUUGUCAAAGUCAGUGGGUUUUUUGAAUGGGUUUUUGGUUUGAAGGCUGAAAUAAGAGCUUUGAUUAACAAAAACUUAAGAGACUUCUACGUUUUGUUCUAUGACAUAAAAUUUGUCAGUUAAUACUUUACUCAUGAACUUUGAAGCUUACAGACGUUUAGCUUAGAGGCUAAAUGGGACAAAAGAACGUCAUCAUAGUGAACACCAUGUUACAGCUUUGUUUUGGUGGCAAUGUUAAGUCACGCAGUUGCGUUGUAGUUUGUUUAAUUCAGUUGAAUUCAAUUUCAAAUAUAAAGCCCGUUAUCACAAUUCACAAUUUCCCUCAGAGGGCUUUACAGUAUACAACAUCCCUCUGCCUAAUGUUACCCUUACACUUCUGGGGAUUCAAUUACGGCUUCAAAAUUCAUAAAAGUGGUGUUAAUUUGUGAAGAUUAUCUUGCUAAACGAAAUGGGUAGGUAUGAUAAACGUUUGUUUUCUACAAAGCUUAUUUUCUGCAAAAUCCAAUGGAAAAAUGACAUUGGCUUUUUGACGGAACCAAGGCGACGCUAACUUUCACGUCGGCCUACAGAAAAACAGCAUCCCUUCAGCUUUCUAUUGCACUACCAUAAACAUGGGGAGCUCAGUUUGAAAAAGAAGGCUUAAAUUCAAAGCAACAGAAGCUGCGAUAUCCUGACUUUUAGUCCCCAGUACCCUGGAUCCUACUUCCCAUGAUUCAGCUUCACACUGUGUUACAAUAGACCCUCCCUCAGUGGUAAAUGUCCAUGUCGUUUCACAUUUCAUACCCCAUUUUCUAACUCUGGCUUUACAGUAUGAACAUUUGAUGUCAUAAUCUCACACGGCGUUAAACCCUAAUGGUUUUUUUUUUUUAGAACAUUUUGCUAGUGAUUCCUCCAGAGCCACAGAUGAUAUUAUACAGCUGUUUUUCACAGCCAUCAAUAAAUGAUAUUAGAAUGACAUCACAGCAGCGUUCUGAAAACAUUGCUCACUUUAAGAGGAUACAAUACGUAUUUAUAUCGGUCUCACUGAAAACAAAAACAGCGCAGGUAUCAGUCAUUGCUUCAUAUUAAUUAGUUGCUCUCAAGAAGCAGACAUUUGUUUGUCAUUGACUCAUUAAAUGUUUUAGUUAAGGCAAUGGAAGUUUGUUCAUACAUUUCACACAGAGAGGUAAUUCAAAGCGCUUUACAUAAUGCAGUAAAAACAUUAAAAAAAGAAGAGAGAAAAACAGCAUUCAGUCAUUAAAAUGCUGACUAAAAGGAUAGAAAACCUAUUAUAAUAGUAGGUAAUUAGGGAGUAGGGAUCUCUCACUGCACCCAAUCAGACUGCCAAUGAAAUUAUUUCUAACCAGUUGCAUCCCAGAUAAUGUACAGUAAAUUAACAAUCUAUCCCUCCUCUUCCUCGUCCUCCCACAUAACACUGUUCAGUUGAGCUGUGCUGUAUAUGCUGUAUUCGUGUGUCUAUCAGUUCCCUCUCAGCUCCCUCAUAGCAUGGUGGGUUGACCUCAGCCUUACCUAUUUUUUUUAUACCUCUGUGUUUGCUUCUCUGAGUGUUAAUUGAUUGUCGUGUUGAGCACCGCCUUUCUGUGCAGCCAAAUGUUUUUAAUGCUGCUUAAGAGAUGCAGCCUUUUGCAGCACUGCAGAAAAUAUCCGACAUACAGCACAAAAAUUUCAGGAAUCGUCAUUUUUUUGGCACAUGUGCAUUUGACCUUGUUUCAAGAUGCUGACAUCAUGAUGUUUUUCACAAAAUUCCUGAAGCUGCAUAGGAAUCAGUUUCAUAUUUGAAGACUCAAAGUAAAGUUGAAUGACAUUUAGGCCUCAUAUGAUGGUGAAGUUGAAUAGGCUGAAUAGGCUUAAAUGUUGUCUUCGUAUUUCAUUUUUCAAAUUUUCCUGCUUCAGACAUCUAACACAGAGGCAAGUCAAUCAUGUCACAUGGAAGCUGUUGUUUAUUGUUUGAUGUUAACAGAGCUAGAGAAAAUAGAGUGUCCCAGGAAUGAGUCCUAAAACCCAGAAAUGAGCACUAAGCACUCCAGUUUCUCCAAAAUCCGUUGGAAAAUCCUGUUUGCUUUUUGAUGAGGGUGACGAAAGAAAUGUAGGCUAAAUAGAAACAAAAGUUUUUAGUGACUGGUCAACUUUAUGAGAACAAAGAAACCAAAAUUAUCCAUUAAUCGAUGGUACUUGGCCAUAGUGUUCCACGUUAAGCUUGCUAUUUGGCUCCUUGUUAACACUUAGCAUAUAAUGUUUUUGGGGCUGCAUACACUGCUAGUUGGGGUUAUCAUAUAAGCAUACUUAUUGUUGUAGUAGAAGCCUGUGCUUUAUAAAGUUUUCCUUGCAGGAAUUGGAAAAUCCUUAGUUCCUAAAACUUGGUUAUCCCCAUGCUAAUGAUACCUAAGUUCAGCAAGCACUGUUAAGUCACUUUCAGUUUCCACAAUUCAUUCAAUGAGUUAACUUACAAGUUCUCAAAUUAAUCUUAAAUUAGUUGCAUUUUAAGCUUUAGGUGUUACAAUUGAAAUGAAAUGUAUGAAACAUUAAUGAUUACUUUUACCUCAUUAUUUUUCAGAUUGUUUGAGAAGGUAUUAUGAGAGUUUUUAAGACUGCGUGCCUUCCAUGACCACUGCUCAGUUGAUGAGUUUAUGCUUGCAUCAAAUAAAAAACAUCCAGAAAUAAACCUGCUACUACUCAAGCUAUGUAUAGCUAUUAGCAUGUUGCUAUUAGCCUUUUAGUAUCUGUGGCUAAUACUUCUGAGCACAUGGAUGGUUUUGGUGCCUUUGUUCUCAUCACUCAGUAACCAUAUUGACCAGUAGGAAUAUUUAACAAAAUCUUUGUCUAUGUAAUUAAAACUGGGGUCAAUCCACUUUUAGCUAAUUGCCAGGAUGACAAAUCAAAAUGGAGGGGAAAGAUUUUCAGACCUCAGGUUUUGGUCUCAUUCAGUGCAAUCAGGGUCAUGGCUGUGUAGAGUAAAGAUGCUGGCUUUGUGCGCAGAGGAAAAUGUUAAUCUUAUUUUAGUAGAGACAUGCUGAGGAGUCACCUGUCGUUACCCCUGCUGAUGUAAAUAUAGAAAGAGACUUUAUUUUGUUUAUAAGAGCCUGUGUAAUUUAAAGGUGUACGUUUCUCUAUGUUUUCAAAGUUUUGUGUUGUUGUUUUUUGUUUUGUUUUGUUUUGUUUUGUUUUUUUCUUGAAAGACAAUAAAUUGGUUGUGCUAA